Clupea harengus (Atlantic herring) is the source of this 4493-nucleotide messenger RNA. Its product is annotated as transcription elongation regulator 1. Gene Ontology annotation, cellular component: nucleus. Gene Ontology annotation, molecular function: transcription coregulator activity; RNA polymerase binding. The record is from RefSeq and is a predicted model, not a curated record. Lineage: Eukaryota; Metazoa; Chordata; Actinopteri; Clupeiformes; Clupeidae.
UCACAGCGCACGCUCGGUGGUUCCAACAGCUAUCGUCAUCAGACUGAGUGAAAACGUAAACGAGAUAGCUAGCAAGAAUAUCUGUCUCCAUUUCAGUUUACGAUAUUAUCUGUUUAUUAUGGAGGAUAAUGUGGAAGGAGAAAGCGUGGGGUUCAAUGAGAACAGGAUGGCGCAGCCACAGUCUUUGCGAUUCCGAACCCCUGCUCCUCCCCCCACACCAGUCAUGCGAAAUCCUCCACCCCUGUUGAGACCCCCGCCUCCACCUUUCGGCGUUAUAAGAGGCCCCCCCCCUCCACCGAGACCUCCAUUUGGACGCCCACCUUUUGACCCAAACAUGCCGCCCAUACCGCCACCUGGAGGGAUGCCUCCACCAAUUGGACCCCCCCACUUGCAGAGGCCUCCUUUCAUGCCUCCCCCUAUGAGCAACAUGCCUCCACCUCCAGGAAUGAUAUUUCCCCCCGGAAUGCCUCCGGUCCCUGCAGGUGGGGGCCCCAAACUGCCCCCUUCAGAAGAGAUUUGGGUGAAGAAUACCACUCAAGAGGGAAAGGUGUAUUACUACAAUGUUCGCACACGGGAGUCAGCCUGGGCCAAACCAGAGGGUGUAAAGGUCAUCCAGCAGUCUGAACUCAACCCUCUGAUGGCCAAUCAGCAAGCAGGGUCAGGAGGAGCUGUGGCUACUAGCCCCGUGUGUAGCAGCAGCAGCACCAACGCCAAUAGCAGUGUCUCGGCCGUCAGCACCACGGCUCCCAUCAGCAUCUCCCCAUCCCCCAGCUCCACCCAGGCCCCCUCCCCCAGCCGCAACCUCAGCUCCAGUCCCGAGCUGGCCAACAGUCCAGCCCCAGCCCUGCCUCCACCGGGGCCAACUUCCGCAAUGUCAGAGAUGCCUCCUGGAGCCUCUGUCCCCUCAAAUGGGGGGCCGACACCCGUUACCGUGGUGACUGUCUCUGGGGUACCAACGUCAGUGACCCAAGUGCAGACAGUGCCCAUGAUGCCCCAGAGUCUCCAGGCAGGGAUGCCCCACACCAUGCCACAGCCCACAGCCACCGUGUCAGCCUUCCCUCCGGUCAUGGUGCCUCCGUUCAGAUUGCCUAUGCCAGGAAUGCACAUCCCUCUGCCUGCGGGAGGGGGACCCAUGCUAUCUGUGGGGAGACCACCGACGGUGGGUGAGAGUUCGCCACAUGCCUUCACCUCCCCACCGAUGACGAAGGGCCUGCUCGUCUUCCGUCCAGGUUUUUCUCACUCAUCUUGCUUAGGUAUGCUACCAGGCAUGGGCCCACCUUUAGUACCCAUGGUCCACCCACAGCUGACCCUAGCGGCUACACAGGCAUCCCUGGCAGGUGCCCUGUCUCUGCCUGAGUGGUCUGAGUACAAGACGAUGGAUGGGAAGACGUACUACUACAACAACCGCACACUGGAGUCAACCUGGGAAAAGCCCCUGGAGCUCAGGGAGAAAGAUAAGGAAGCUGAUAAAUCCAAAGAGAGGCAGGCUGUGGAGGACUCUGAGGAUGUAGACAUGGCUGAUCAGGAAGUCACCGUGCAGCCAAAGGUCGAGAUAAAAGAGGAGCCAAAGGAUGAGGAGAUGAGCGAAGCAGAGAAAGCUGCCCAGAGAGCCAAGCCUGUUGCCUCAAACCCCAUCCCUGGAACGCCCUGGUGUGUGGUUUGGACUGGGGAUGACCAGGUCUUCUUCUACAACCCCACUUCACGCAUCUCCUUGUGGGACAGGCCGGCUGAACUGGUCGGCCGAGCCGACGUGGACAAGUACAUCCAGGAGCCUCCACACAAGAAGACCCCUGAGGACGGACCAAAACCUGUUGUCACCAGGGAGAUAAAAGAGGAGGAGCCAGCCAGAGAGGAGAGUGGCGAGGAGGAGGAGCCAGUGCAGGCCAAGAGAAAGAAGAGCGACAAGAGGCCGCCACACAUCUCUGCUGCUGAGACUUCGCACCAGAUCCAGGAGGAACUUGCUCUGGAGAGCGAGGAGGACAACCACUCGUCAGAUGAAAGUGGUGAAGACAGUGAGGACGAACGUGUACACUUUGAGCUCCGUCUUGACCCCGCUGAGGAUAUUUGUGAUAUAAACGUGGAGAACACUGCACCAGCAACGCCAAAGAAAAAAGCACGGCGUCAGUCCAAUCAGGAACCGUUCUCAUGGAAGACAGAAACAGAUGAUGAUGCCGCUCCAUCAAAAAUGCGUUUUUUCCCUGCAAGGGAGCCUGGUGUGCAACUGAAUGCAGCUGACAAUUACACUCCUGUGGACCUCUUCAAAUUAUUCUUUUCAGAGGAUGCUGUGAAAACCCUCUGCCACAACACCAACAAGCAAGCUGCUAGGAGCAUAGCCAGAGGUGCAAAGUACAAAUGGGUGGAUGUUGGAGUUACUGAAUUCUACAAAUACAUUGGACUGAUAUUCUACAUGGGCAUGAUCAAGCUGGAUCACAUAUCUGACUACUGGAGGAGAAACACCAUCUUCUCCAUCCUUUUCCCGGGAGAGGUGAUGGCAAGGAACAGACACAGUACAAUAGCCUGGAAUUUGCACAUGAGCGACCCAGACGAGGAUAAAGUGAAUGAUGCCAAUAGGGGAACCUCAGCACAUGACCGACUGUUCCGGCUCAAACCCCUCAUGAACUCUAUCCAGCUUGCCUGUAAGGCAUUCUAUCAACCCCGCAGGCACAUCUCUGUGGAUGAGCGUAUGGUGGCCUCCAAGGGACAUACUAUGAGACAGUACAUGAAGGACAAACCAACUAAGUGGGGAUUCAAGUUGUUUGUGCUAGCAGACUCCUGCAAUGGCUACACUUUGGAAUUUUCUAUAUACACUGGAAAGAACACCAUACCCACUGGGAACGGCAUCUCUUAUGACUCUGUCAUGUCACUGCUUGACAGAAAGUAUUUGGGGUCUGGAUACUAUGUGUACAUGGACAAUUUCUAUACAAGCCCAAAGCUUUUCAAGGACUUGCUCACUUCUAAUUUUGGUGCUUGUGGAACAUACAGAGAUUCCCGGAAGGACUUCCCACGCAAUGGUCUCAAUGCACUGACAAAUAAGUCCCCUAGAGGAUCGUUCCGCUGGAUAAGGGAUGGUCCUCUUGUCUUUGUGAAAUGGAUGGAUACACAAGAGGUGUCUGUCUGCUCCAGCAUCCAUGCAGCCUACACUGGGGAUGUAGCAAAGAGAAAAGUGAAAUCCAAAGAGGGUGUCUUCGGCACACAGUUGUUUACAUGCCCCGCACCUGUGGCAGAAUACAACAAGUUCAUGGGAGGUGUGGAUUUGUCCGAUCAGUUGAUCCAGUAUUACACAACACAGCAUAAAACUGUGAAGUGGUACAGGAAACUUUUUCUUCACUUUCUGGAUAUUGCUGCAACAAAUGCCUACCUUCUCCACAAAGAACUCCACAUGCAAAACGUACACAAGGACAGCAUGUCCCACAAGGUUUUUAUGGAGCAGCUCAUUGCACAGCUGUGUGAUGUGCCCGUGAAGACUGCAAGGACAGCGGCUCCUGUAAGGAACGCCAGCCAUGUUCACAAGCCUGUUUGUGCGGUCGAGGAUGGGAAGAAGGCUCGUGAUAACCGCAAGGGCUGUGCAUAUUGCAGAUUGCAUAGGGGAAAAUACGCAAAAACCCUUUGGAAGUGCAAAGCAUGUGAUGUCUACCUUUGCCUUAUACCAGAGAGAAACUGUUUUGAUGAUUGGCAUCCUGAUGAGGACUGAUCAUUUCUGUAAUCUAUCGAGUAGCCGACAGCUGAAAAAGCCAUAUUUUUGAAGAGGCCAUAUUUUAUCCUGUUUUGUACAGUGGCUACAUUGGCUUUGGAGAAGAAUACUAAUAUUUAAUAUUUCUGAAUGCUCCAAUCACCUAUGUUUAGCUAACACCUAUGUUUUCAAGGUUCUAAGCUCAAAAGUCUUGGCCAGAAAUCUUUACUGUUUUUGAGCACCUCUGAAAGUAGGCGUUUACAUUUGAUUUAAAUUACAAAAUAUAUAUAUUAGUAAGCACACUACUGGUUUCCUAUCGAAGAAGCCUUGCGACAGAUUCAGAAAGGCCUUUCCUGGUGAACAACAGUGAAUACAACUUAGGCGGGCUUAUUUUUUUAAUUUAAUUUUACAGAAAUGAAAAUAAGACUGUUUGUGCGGUGUGCUUAUGUGGGGAGCAAUGCUGUCCGAGUGAAACGGAACCUUUAAGGAAGAAGCCGCGUAAAUGUCAAUCCAGUCCGCGAGUUAGAAAAGAAGCUGAUGAAAGACCAAAACAGACAUUGAUGCAGUGCCAGAAACACUGACGUUUCUUCCGGCGAAGGAGCCUGGUGUGCAACUGAGCACAGAAGAGUCACACUUCUUGGGAAAAUUCUUCUUCUCCGAGGACGCUGUCGAAACCCUGUGCAAAAUCAUCAUCAUCAUCAUCAUCAUCAUCAUCAUCAUCAACAAGCAAGCUGCCAGGAACAUACCUUUACAUUUAGUCAUUUAGCAGACGCUUUUAUCCAAAGCGACGUACAAAGGAGAGAACGAUCAAGCUACGAGCAAU